Molecule: messenger RNA, 4119 nt
Organism: Lutra lutra (Eurasian river otter)
Lineage: Eukaryota; Metazoa; Chordata; Mammalia; Carnivora; Mustelidae
Gene: RNF168
Product: ring finger protein 168
Exons: 7
Coding region: 452-2170 (572 amino acids)
Biological process (GO): double-strand break repair; protein ubiquitination
Cellular component (GO): nucleus; site of double-strand break
Molecular function (GO): nucleosome binding; ubiquitin-protein transferase activity
Source: RefSeq, a predicted model, not a curated record
CACUGGCCCUUGUCGGGUUGCUACGGCGCAGCUGCCAAGGUUAGGUAUUUGGGGCUGGGCGAAGGAAGGGGACUGUGGGCUCAGAGCGCCGGGAAACGGCUCAAUGUUCACGAAAGGUGGAACGUGGGGGCUCACGUGUUGCUGCCACAGCAACGGUAAAACGGAAGUCGUGCUCCCGCGCAGCCCGGCGCCCGGGCGGAAACAACUUUCUUCCCGGAGCUGCGGCCCAGAGCUUCGCGCCUGGGCGGCCUCGGGCUUGGCUGCCGGGAGCUACGGGAGCACCCUCCGCGGGUAAGAGGGAGGAGGGGAACUUGGCGCGUACCUCCCGCCGCGCGGGAGAGCUGGAGCGCACCGCCGGCCUUGCCGCAACGGUUGUGUUAAUGCCUCGGAGCAGCCUCGGUCUCCCGAAGGAAAGGUAUUGAUGUUGAGUGUGCCUUUUUAGCAUAUAAAAAUGGCUGUAUCCAAAAACGCCAUCCCCUCCCUGUCGGAAUGCCUGUGCCGCAUCUGUGUGGAAAUCCUAAUCGAGCCCGUAACACUGCCUUGUAAUCACACGAUCUGUAACCCAUGCUUCCAAUCGACUGUCGAAAAAGCAAGUUUAUGCUGUCCCUUCUGUCGCCGCCGGGUCUCUUCGUGGACCCGAUACCACACCCGAAGAAAUUCUCUUGUCAACAUGGAACUGUGGGAAUUAAUCCAAAAACACUAUCCAAAGGAAUGCAAGCUUAGAGUCUCUGGGCAGGAAUCAGAGGAAAUAGUUGAUGACUGUCAGCCAGUUCGCUUAUUGAGCAAGCCCGGGGAAUUGAGAAGAGAAUAUGAGGAGGAGAUAAGCAAGGUGGAGGCAGAGCGACGAGCCUGUGAGGAGGAAGAAAAUAAAGCCAGUGAAGAAUACAUACAGAGAUUAUUAGCAGAGGAGGAAGAGGAGGAAAAACUACAGGCAGAAAAAAGGCGAAGAGAGAUGGAAGAACAACUGAAAAGUGAUGAAGAACUAGCAAGAAAACUAAGCAUUAAUAUUAACAAUUUUGGUGAUGGAAGUGUCUUGGCUUCUCCCUUGAAUUCCAGAAAAUCUGAUACAGUCACAACCAAGUCUCAAAAGAAAAGUAAGAACAAACAAACAAACACUGGAGAUAUUCAUAAGUAUUUGUCACCUAAAUCUCAGCUCGGGUCAGCAUCACAGUCUGAAAUUGUACAAGGAAGCCCAAAGAACUGUAUGUCUAAGAAAACUGAUAGUAGUGUUAUAGAGAGCCCUACAUGGCAAGAUACAGAAAUUGAGGAAGAUAUGCCAACACUUUCUCCACAAAUAAGCAUGGAAAUUCAAGAACAAGGUGAAAAGUCUUCAGAGUCACCUAUGCCUCAGUUAUGUGCCAGUGGCAGAGAAUGGUGCCUUGAAGGAAAAAUCAAAAUGAGACCAACCAAUCAUGAUAAAGAGUUAUGUGUCCUAAAUCAUGAAGGACCUGAAGCCAGAGUUCCCUGCUCUGGAGAAGCUGCAGCUAAGCCUUAUGGCAAAACCGAGAGUGGGUACACUAUAUCAGGUAUGACACAGAUAACUAGAAGUAAUACAGUUGAGACAGAAAAUGAAGAGUCUUGCCUACUGAUCAGUAAGGAUAUUUCCAAAAGAAAAAACCCAGAAUCUUUGUCUGAAGCAGUCAGGGAUCCGUGCGUUUCUGCAAAAAGAAGGAAAACAUUACCCAAAGCUUCCUCAGACCAAGAGGAAGCAGAAAUCAACUUUACCCAAAAACUGAUAGAUUUGGAACGCUUACUUUUUGAGAGACAUAAACAAGAAGAAGAGGACAGGUUAUUAGCGUUACAGCUUCAGAAAGAAGUAGAUAAAGAACAGAAGAAGCCAAACCGGCAGAAAGGAUCCCCAGAUGAGUAUCAUUUACGUCCUACGUCGUCACCUCCAGACAGAUUGCUAAAUAGACAGAGGAAGAAUUCCAAAGACAGGAACUUCAAAAGACAGACUGAUACAGAGCAUUCCAAAUCUCGGAGAGGCUCGAAAAAUGAAAAUUGGCAGCCGUCUUUUAAGAUCCAGUUGAAACAUUCAGUUAAUGUUAAUGGGAGAAAGAUGCCAAAUUCUUCUAGAGAUAAUAGUAAUGUAUCUAAAAGCACUAAUUCCCUACAGCCUAGUAAGUCACAGAAAAGUAUUUUUCAGAUGUUUCAGAGGUAUACAAAGUAAUGCAUGGGGAGAAGGAGGGUUUUAUAAUCUAGCAAAUGGAUGGAUUAUGAAGCCUUUUUUCAUAUAGAGACUCUUUGUAAUGGUCACACCCAUUGUCUAUAAAGGAUGGCGUGAUUAUGAGGGAGGAAUAUAUAAAUGUGUUUCUGCCAAACUCUAUGGUAAGCAGGAGUCCCAAUCCUUUGCUUUUUUAAUAACUGUGAUAUACUAAGUUUGACAAUCCUUAUGGGUAUAAGAAUGCCUUGGUGAGCUCCGAAGAAAUCUUCAAGUGCCAUUCUGUUUCCCAGAAAUGCAUGUUUUACAAAAGCCUUUACUUCCCUUCAUGUCUUAACUAGUAAUCAAAGUGAGAUGAUACAUACCAAGUAGUUAGGAACCCAGCAGGGUAAGUUCUCUUGCUACUUCCCAUAUAUUUGCAGAGCACUUGAAAUGCAUCUCCCAUAACACUAAAGGAAUCUAGUUUUCAUCUCCACUUGAAUUAUUUUAACCAUUAUAGCAUUUUCUUCAAUUUAAAAUGGUUUGUGAUCAAUGUGAAAUCAGAAAAAUCAGAGUUUCCUGGAGAAUUAGGAAUUAGUUGACAGAAAGGAAACUAGGCUUUUGAUGCGAAGGGAGUUGAAGAGUUGGGGUGCGGCUCAGUGGAGCAGAUUGACUGUUUGAAAGCGUUGGAACAGAAUGAGUGACCAGAAGCUGGGCCUGGGAUGGAGUAGCAGGUGACGUUUGUUAGAGGGUUCUCCCUCCUCCUUUCUUUGCUAAAUGACAUGGAUAACAUUGGGGUAUUAUAGCUUUUCACACCAUAGUAUCUGGUGUCAAAAUCAAAAUCAAUUGCUAAAUUGCCUGAAAUUUAGGAAUGUCACCUUUUUAUUAAUCUGCUAUUCCGGGGGUGGGGUGGGACUUUACUGUUGGAGAGUUAAAUAUCAUAAUAUCUCAUAAUAUCUUUUGUUGUGGGACCUGAGAUAUAACCAUGUGUUUAUUUCCUUAUAUUAUCAUUUGUAUUGAUGCUGACUUUUAUAUGUGUUUAUGGACAGAAAAAGAAAGUCUGAUACUUGGGUUUUGCCGUCUUACCCUUGAAAGUUAAAUCAGAAGGCAGUGAUUUCAUUUUGUGAAAUUUAACUUACGGACCAUUAAUCUUUACAACUUCAAGCAAAUAGCAGUUUUAACAGCAUUUCUGCUGAUCUCUAGUUGUCCAUCCUUUUGAAGUAAAAAUAAAACAUCCUAGAGCUAAUUCUAGCUUAAAUUUGUCAAUAUUUUUGCACAUUAUUAAGAUUUUUUCUCCAAAUUUUGUAACUAAAAUUCUGUUAAUCUUUGCAUACUUAGUGGCAUCUAUUUCAAUAUUGAUUGGGUAAUUAUGGGUAGAAUUCUGAUGCUAAUUUAAAAUUUAGUUUGCUCUUUCUCAAAAAAAGAAAAAAGUGUUUGCCCUCUGAGUAAUGAUUGUGCUAAAAUGAAGUCUAGUCAGAAACUAACCAAAUUUCUCCAAAAUAUGAUAAAAUCUGUCUUUUCAUCAAAUCAGUAUUUUUCUAAGAGCAAUUUCACUUAACAUUUUAGGGUAGACACUGUUGGAACUCCUCAAAAGUUGUGUAAUUAAAUUUUCCUGUAAUAGUCCAUGACCAAAAAGGGGGAAAAUAGUGUGACAUAUAUAGGAUUUCUGCAUUUAACCACUCAUUUGUGAAGACGUCUUCCUGACCUUAAGAUAAAUUUUAAUUUCUCUAUUAGUUUUUCUGAUAGUCCUACCUUAUAUGUCUUUUCAUUAGAAACGAAUAAAUGUUUUGUGUCAGUCAUUAGAGUGUAUUGCUACUUUUUCCUCUCAUUUUUGUGGAGGGAUAGGAGAAUAUUGAACUCAGGGAGCACUAGAACUAUACAGAGGUUGAGAAUCUGAAAAUUAAAAUAAUAAAAAUUAAGACUAUUAUAUGUAUUUUACCACAAUUAAAAAAUAAAAAUUAACUACCUAAGAUUAAAAA